AUGGCUGCCACCAAGGCCGACGUCGAUUUUAGCAUCAAACCAGAGGCGGUAACACCUCCAAUCCCCACAUCAGAGUGGCCGCUACUAUUGAAAAAUUACGAUAAAUUGCUUGUUAGAACCGGCCAUUUUACUCCCAUUCCAGCUGGAUGUACUCCUUUAAAGCGUGACUUAAAGUCAUACGUCAGUUCUGGUGUUAUCAAUCUAGAUAAGCCAUCGAAUCCUUCGAGUCAUGAAGUUGUCGCCUGGAUGAAGAGAAUUUUACGAGUUGAGAAAACAGGUCACAGUGGAACUUUGGAUCCAAAAGUUACAGGAUGUCUGAUUGUCUGUAUCGACCGCGCAACUCGCCUUGUUAAAUCACAGCAGGGAGCUGGAAAGGAGUAUGUUUGUGUGAUUCGGUUGCAUGACAAAAUCCCGGGGGGAGAAGCCCAAUUCGCUCGCGCCUUGGAGACCCUUACUGGAGCUCUGUUCCAACGACCACCUUUGAUUUCAGCCGUCAAGCGCCAAUUGCGUAUCCGUACAAUCCAUGAGAGCAAGCUAUAUGAGUUCGAUAACGACAGACAUUUAGGUGUUUUCUGGGUUAGCUGUGAGGCGGGAACCUAUAUCAGAACACUGUGUGUGCAUUUGGGAUUGUUGCUCGGAGUUGGUGCACACAUGCAGGAACUGCGAAGAGUUCGAAGUGGUGCCAUGGAUGAGAAGGAUGGUAUGGUGACUUUACAUGAUGUCCUGGAUGCACAGUGGAUGAUGGAUAACAACCGCGAUGAAUCGUAUCUGAGACGUGUCAUCCGACCACUGGAGAGUCUGUUGACUACCUACAAGCGUGUUGUUGUCAAGGAUAGCGCUGUCAACGCCGUCUGUUAUGGUGCAAAACUAAUGAUUCCCGGAUUGCUUCGCUUUGAGUCUGGAAUUGAGGUACACGAAGAGGUUAUCUUGAUGACUACGAAAGGUGAGGCAAUUGCACUUGGAAUUGCUCAGAUGUCCACUGUCGAAAUGUCCACCUGCGAUCACGGUGUGGUUGCAAAGGUCAAACGUUGUAUAAUGGAACGUGAUCUAUAUCCACGACGAUGGGGUAUGGGUCCUGUUGCUCUUGAGAAAAAGAAGAUGAAGGCAGAUGGCAAACUUGAUAAAUUUGGUCGACCCAACGGCUCAACACCAGCAAAAUGGCAGUCAGAAUAUAAAGAUUAUAGCGCCUCUGCAGAAAAUGCUGUUCCUGCUGCCCCCCAACAACCUGCUGAUGCCACGCCUUCCAUUCCGAAGGAAGUCCCCGCUCCAGCUGCUGGGGAAGCUUCAUCUGCGAAUGAGGAGGCUGAUGAUGAUGCCAAUAAGCGGAAACGGCAUGAGGGAGAGUCGGUAGAAGAUCGCGAAGAGAGGAAACGCCGAAAGAAGGAAAAGAAAGAAGAAAAGGAGAAGCGAAAGCAGGAGAAGAAGGAGAAGAAAGAAAAAAAGGAAAAGAGAAAAUCAAAACAAGCCGAGGAGAGUGAUAGUGAGUAA
This is a messenger RNA of Ophidiomyces ophidiicola, 1488 nucleotides long. RefSeq names its product centromere/microtubule-binding protein cbf5 (gene CBF5). Gene Ontology annotation, cellular component: box H/ACA snoRNP complex. Gene Ontology annotation, molecular function: RNA binding; pseudouridine synthase activity. Lineage: Eukaryota; Fungi; Ascomycota; Eurotiomycetes; Onygenales; Onygenaceae. The record is from RefSeq and is a predicted model, not a curated record. Gene Ontology annotation, biological process: box H/ACA sno(s)RNA 3'-end processing; snRNA pseudouridine synthesis; rRNA pseudouridine synthesis. The transcript is spliced from 5 exons. Bases 1 to 1488 code for a protein of 495 amino acids.